CGAUGAUAAAGAAAAAUGCGGAAAAUUUCUUCAAAUGUUUUGGUUUACUUCGCUAUCUUUCACAUGUCCGUAUUGUUGCUGAUAUUUGCAUUUAACCUUAGUAUCAACCGAAAUAAAGAGUUACCCUCUAGAAAAGAAUAUACGGAACAAAGAAGCCAAACAAUGGACGAAGUUGUAGGGAUUGCCAAUCGUAUGAAUGUCAAACCCCUCUUGGUGACUUUAGUUAAUGAAGCUUUCUUUCCAUUUGUAUGUAGUUGGCUUUGUAAUACAAAACACAUGGGUAUUCAUUCACAAGUAUUGAUUCUCACAACCGAUAUGGAAACAAGAAAUAAAAUUCAGAAUCUUUGGUCAGAUGUGACAGUAGUUGCUAUAUCAAGCAAGUCUUUUAAAGGUGAACAGGAAUACAGUCAUGCUGGCUAUAUCAGACUACUCAACUUCCGGUCACAUAUUGUUUUGAAGCUGCUAUUCGACAAUAUAGAGCUUCUGUUGUUUGAAGUAGAUGCAGUAUGGUUUCAUAACCCAAUACCACUGUUGUCCAAAGAAAAAGGCUACGAUAUACUGGUAUCUCAUGUUUCUAGCCGACCAAACCUUGUUGCAGGUGGGUUUAUCUAUAUGUUUCCAACAAUAAGAACUAAAGAAUUAUGGACAAUGCUGGAUGACAGGUUAAGUUCUCUAGAUAACAAGAUUUCGUCAAUGCCAUCAAACAAGACAAUUAGUGAAGAACAGAAUGACCAGGUUUAUCUUUCUGGUCUAGUCAGAAAAAGAUUUAGAGGAAUAAGACCAAAAUAUUUAUCACUAGAAUUAUUUGCAGAUGGCAAAUGGUACAAUUUACCAGAAUUAAAACGCAAUAAUUCGCAACCUAUUAUCGUAAAUAAUAACUGGUUAAUUGGUAUUAGUAUUAAAAUUUCAAACGCAAAGAAAUGGAGACACUGGUUCGUUGACGAGGAUAACUUUUGCAAUGGUAAUACUGGUAAAAUAUAACAAGAGACGUUUUAAACAACUGUUAAGAUCUCAUGUUCGUUGCAAAAUUCAAAAUGAAGAUUGCAGGGAAUGAAAAUAAGGAUGCUAUCAAAAUUUCAUUCAGCCGGAGCGCAUUUCUGGAUUUAUCAAUACAGGUAUUAGGAAUGCUCAAAUCCAGACAUUUGAAAGCCAUCUGUUCAUUUCACACCAAAAAGUCAUUGAUAUCUUUUUUUUUUAUAAAUGGUGAUCACUCUUUAGUGAAAAGAGCCGAAGGCUAGAUUGAAACGUUAGUGGGCCGGCUUACAUGUCAAAAAGAACACAACAUGGUAAAAUAAAACAAUGAGACGGGUUUAUAAUAAAUGAAUAAAUACUAUCAUAUUUCGAAAUAAUAGUAUUGAUCAGUAUUUUUAAAGGUUUGAAAACUUCUAUCAAUCUACUUUAUUCUUAAUUAGUAUGUAUUCCUUAUUCGCAACAUCUCUGUGUUCCUGGUUAAUGAAUAUUUAGAAAAGUCGAAUGACACAAAUUCAAACAACAUCCAUGGAGCUCCUAGAUUUAGUUAUAAUUAUUGGCAAAUGCAACAGUCUGUAUUUAUGGCUUAAAUUCUCAGUCUUUAUGUGGAGGAGGGGGGAUGGGGUCA
Molecule: messenger RNA, 1597 nt
Organism: Mytilus trossulus (common blue mussel)
Lineage: Eukaryota; Metazoa; Mollusca; Bivalvia; Mytilida; Mytilidae
Exons: 2
Coding region: 16-981 (321 amino acids)
Cellular component (GO): Golgi apparatus
Molecular function (GO): glycosyltransferase activity
Source: RefSeq, a predicted model, not a curated record